Messenger RNA from Larimichthys crocea (large yellow croaker), 4658 nucleotides. RefSeq names its product LIM domain 7b (gene lmo7b). Gene Ontology annotation, biological process: regulation of cell adhesion; regulation of signaling. Lineage: Eukaryota; Metazoa; Chordata; Actinopteri; Sciaenidae. Bases 170 to 4081 code for a protein of 1303 amino acids. The transcript is spliced from 30 exons. Gene Ontology annotation, molecular function: protein binding. The record is from RefSeq and is a predicted model, not a curated record.
AGCACUUUACCCAAUAAGCGGAACUCAUCAGCGAUGGGAAGUGUGUGGCAGAGGUGUGUGAGGAGUGUCCGGUGAUAAACUGGACGUCAAUUAGUGGAGAACUUUCACCGGUGAGCAGCUGCACGCAGCACAAGAUUUGCCUGCUCAGGAGACUUAAAAAAAAAAAAAGAUGGAGUGGCGCCAGCAGACCAGUGUCAGCUGUGCAGACGCAUUCACCGAGGCUCAACGCUGGAUUGAGGAAGUGACUGGAAAAUCUUUUGGUUGCAACGACUUCCGUGCUGCAUUAGAGAAUGGGGUCCUGCUUUGCGACUUGAUCAACCAGUUGAAACCUGGCAUUAUUAAGAGAGUAAACAGGCUUUCUACUCCCAUCGCUGGCCUGGAUAACGUGAAUGUAUUCCUCAAAGCCUGUGGGAAGCUGGGACUGAAUGUAUCGCAGCUGUUUCAUCCAGGAGACCUGCAGGACCUGUCCACUCGUGCAACACUCAGGCGAGAUGAGAGCAAGAGAAGACUGAAAAAUGUUCUGAUCACAAUCUACUGGUUGGGUCGCAAGGCUCAUAUUGACGCCUUCUACAGCGGGCCCCAGCUUAACUUCAAGGCCUUUGAAGGGCUGUUAGGGUUAGCCUUGUCCAAGGCUCUAGAUGAGGGCAGCAAUGUGUAUACGAAAGACGGCGGGUACAGAGAGUGCUGGGACUCGGAGAGGGAGGAAUGUCUGCGCAUGAGACCCAGCUAUAAGAUCGAGAACUCCAUGGACCGUAUCGACACUCUGGACUCCCGAGCCAUCCACCCAAACAGUGAAGGUUGUGGAAGUGACGCGGAAGCUGAGCAGGUGUUCAAGAUGGAGACGGCACAGACCACCACCCAGCAAAGCAAAGGUCAUAUCCCACAACCCUUCCUACGGAGAAAACAAGGACUGGAGCAGAAUUUCGCUAGUCCACUCUCCAGAGCAUAUCAAAUCCAGGUCAGACCUGAGAGACCAGUUCAGGUCAACCCUGGUUGGAUUUGGAGCAAAUCACUCAGCGACAUCCCGAUGGUAUACCCGGUGCGAAAAGUUCCUGGAGGGAACAUCAUUUAUGAUGUGGGGCAGGAGGCUGACAUGACACUGGAGUGGAAUCAAGAAAACAAACGCAAGUGUAGCGUUGCCGCCAAGGACAGUGAAGCUCAGUGGCAGGAUGACUUGACAAAGUGGAAGAACCGUCGCAGGAGCACCAAGUCUGACCUCCGCAGGAAGUCGCAAGACAGAGAUCAUGUCAUUAACCAGAUGACAAAUGGCUCUCUGGCUAACUUUGGGAAGAAUGAAGCAGGCGGACCGCUAAAGAGAGACCAGCAGUCCCCGCGCAGACACAACCCUGCCCCCCGUCCUUACUCCACCUCCCCUCCAUCAAAAGCAUCGAGUUCUGAUCUCCGACCGCGCACUCGAGCUCUGCUGGCCCGCAGCUACGCCACUGAGGCACCUUAUAGCCCCACGGCUCCACUUAGCCCCCAUAAGUCAGACCACACUCAGGGUUCAUCGGUCGGAGCCAUGCCUGCCUCUGAUGGAAACCUCUUGGGAGAAGAGGCACACUUUGCCUCCCUGGCUUUAAAUGGAACAGGAGUUACCACACCUUCACCGGACUUCCCCUUCAGCUCCCAUACUCAAGUCAAAACCCAGGGCAUACCGGCUCCUUUCCAGUCCACAUCUGAACUUGCCCGGCCAGAAAAUGUUUUUACAAACCAAAUCUCCACCCUGACCACAACCAUACAGCCAAAUGAAACCACAAAGUCAACCAGCACCAGGGAUCCUACUGCAACUAUGUCCAGCUGCAAAGAACUUCCAUACUGCGCUGAUCCAAAAGGUCCAACUUUUUGCCCUGAUGCAGUUCAUCAGGCAGGAGUUGAUGCUCUGGAUGACCCCAAAUCCCAUGAAGAAAACCAGAAGACAUCUUGGGAACCAGCUGUGGAGCCAGGCAGAGACCAGCAGACUUCAGGCGUCUACAAGUACUUAUACAGAACUGGAUCGUGGUCCGGCUCAGCCAGCCUUCCUCGUGGUUACCGGAGGUCUGAGGGCUCAUCCCGUCUCUCUUCUGCAAUCACAGCCAGACCCUUUGGAUCCAAGCAGUCCAGGGUGUCCUCACUGCCAAGACUGUGCAAUGUAGACAACAACCAGGGCCUGCUGUUGAAAAGCGAGAAAGAGGAAUCUCUUUCUCCACCCAUCGAAUCUUCUCUCAAAAGACAGACAGCGUCCACCCAUCUGAAGGGUCAGCACCAGCCUUUAAUCACACACAGGAAAGGUUUCCAGGCGAAGCAGCAUGGGGCCGAACAAAGGGAGGAGGUGAAAGGUGUCACUCUUUCCAGCCAGUCGAAUGGCUAUCACCACCAGCCCUACAGCCAAACCCAGCUGCAACCUUAUUCAAACCCACAGGCCCAACACAACCAAAGGUCGACCUUCUCAACUAAUGCCAGCAUUGACCACACAAAGGUGGAUCACAGUGACAUGAGAGUGAGCCUUACUCUUAAACCCAACAGCAGACCAGACUUUGGUUUCCAGACUCAUUGGGACUCCACAGGGGCGAGAGUCAAAUCCAUUCAGCCCGGCAGUCCGGCGGAGCUUUGCCAGCUGUGUGUGGACGAUGAGAUCGUGGCUGUUAAUGGAGUUGCGGUGGCACACAUGAACUACACCCAGUGGAAGGAUAAAAUGACAUCUUCCCUGCAAACCGGCGGUCUGACUAUGGACAUCCGGCGCUAUGGCAACAAGGAUUGGAGCACCAGUGAGGGCAGUCAUCACAACCAGCCAGGCCAGAGCAGGAUGACCCUCAAUCUGACUUCUGCAGCGCCCGUUCUGAUAGGUUGCCCUGAUCACCAUGCCAACGGUGGCGCCUCUACAGAAACCGCAGUCAGGAAAGUGUCCAAUUUCAAUGGGCAGACGGACAAUGUUGUACAAGGUAAAGUCAUGCACGGAGAGCUUGCUGACACCCACAGGACAGCCAGAAGUAAAGGAGGUUCAGAAUCUGCAAUAUCUGAUCUCCAGGUGCCAUCCCUCAGCCCCUCCUCAUCCAGCUGGUCGUGGGACCGGGAGGAGGACAGAAGGCGUCAGGAGAAGUGGCAGGAAGAACAGGAGCGCCUCCUACAGGAGAAAUACCAGCGGGAUCAGGAGAGGCUGGAGGCGGAGUGGCGGAAGGCUCAACAAGAUGCACUGGGGGAGUGCAGGAAGUCUGAGCAGAACACCUUUGAGAUGACCAAUGGUGGUGAGAGGCCUGCCAGCACGCCGCUCCAUGUCAAUGGACUGGCCAAUAAAACCAGAGAAGAAAAGCAGAGCCCUGACAGAUAUGAGCUGAAAGAAUCAGAAUCAGGAUCAAAACCUCAAAGUAAUGCGCAGGGUGUGCAGAAUGACAAGACCGCUGAACGAGCCUGGGCUGAGGACUCCUGUGGCUUCGCUCAGCUGUCUCCUGCACACAGGGCAAAGUCCUUGUCUACCCCAGCAUUAGCUGGCCACCACAAACAGAUAAGAGGUGAUGAGAGGAAAAGAAAAGGACAGUCUCUGUCCAAGAUUGAGAAAGAAAGGCAGCAGAUUUUGGAGGAGAUGAAGAAAAGGACUCAGCUCCUGACUGACAACAGCUGGAUUCGUCAGCGCAGCAGCAGCUUUUACAAGGAACCCAUCUAUGUUGGAGCUCCUCUGAAGAGAUUUGAUUCUCUGGACAACCUGGACACUUUGCAUCCGGCCCCGCUCACAACCGCUCCUUUCAAUUACCCUCGUCCACACUCAGCUGCUGCAGGUUACUGUGCUCCGAGCAGGAACUCCUCCUCUCGCUACAGCACUGGAGCAAUUGUAUCCCAGAGAAACGCAUCCAUGGACCCCUCUAAUCUCGGCAGGAUGGUCAGUGGCAGGAGGAUUUGCUGUGUGUGUGAGCGUGCCCUGGGUAGUGGGGCAGCCAUGGUCAUAGAGGCCCUUAGUCUCUGCCUCCACCUCGCCUGUUUCCAGUGUGUGGGCUGCCACCGACAUCUCGGAGGAACUGAAACCGGAGUCCAGGUUCGAAUCCGAAAUAGGAAGCCAUACUGUGAGCCCUGCUAUUUCCAACUCAAGUCCUUUGGUGCCCCCUCCAUGUGACCAAGACACCGUACUCCAUAUUGUAGAGUAAGCAGUCGAUUCACUGAGAAUUCCUGUUGGAUAAAACACAGUGGAAACGUCGUCCACACAGCCAAGCCAUGACUUUUGUGUCUGUCAGUAAUUGCUGGUAAAACUCUAUGAUGUAAAAUCAAAGUAGAUUCUUUUUGGCUGUUUUUUUUUGUUUGUUUUUUUAAUCAAAUAUGGUUAAUAUGGUACUUAGUUUGUCUUUCCUUUUUCCUGAUCAUUUGUUCCAGAGAAAAUUUAGAUUUAAUAUAUGAAAUAAAGAUGAAUAGUGUUUGAUUCAAUGGUUUUAUUGAAUAUUAGCAUUGCUCUUUGUCAUGUCUUUGUGUUAUAUUUGCUCUAGUUAAAAGCACAUUAAAGCUAUCAGACAUUUCUUGUUAAUGUAACCUGCGUUUGGAGGCACAUUUGAACUUGUUCUGAGACACUUUGUGUUUCUCUUUUCACAUUCUGUUUCUGUUGGAAUCUCACCAGGUGUACUAUGGGAUAAAUCAGUGAAAACGUGAAAACUCUUAACUAAAAUGCUAUUUUGUAAAUAAUAAAGUGUACUGAUUAUUCA